This is a messenger RNA of Cydia splendana, 1578 nucleotides long. RefSeq lists its product as uncharacterized. The coding region runs from base 406 to 1521 and encodes 371 amino acids. Gene Ontology annotation, molecular function: sequence-specific DNA binding. Lineage: Eukaryota; Metazoa; Arthropoda; Insecta; Lepidoptera; Tortricidae. The record is from RefSeq and is a predicted model, not a curated record. The transcript is spliced from 5 exons.
AAUGUCAUUAAUGUAAUUUAUUAUUGCCGUAAAUCUUUAUUACUAUCAAAUAAACAUUAACUUAUAUGUUCGUAGACUGGCCUUACGGGCCCUACUGAGUAAAUCGCGUUUGCUCACCCGUGCGAGCCAGUCUUGUAGAACGUAGUGAAUCACAAUUAUCAUAUAAAUGCUCUUUGCAGUCUUGGAGCCAUUCAUAGCAACUUACAAGUCACGUAGCACAAUAUAAAAAUGGCCAGUUGCGCCGCAAAAUGGUGCAAAAACCAUGUUAGAAAAGUUCAAAAGGAAGAUGGGAUGACAUUUCAUCGCGCUUGAACGAAGCAGUGCACCAGAGGUGUCGGGUCACCUACGCGUUACCCUCGCGUGAGUUACCAACGAGCGAGUCACUAACUUGAGCAAGUGUCCAAAAUGCCGACGUGCGUGAUGCGGUGGUGCAGCAACUACCCGAAAACGGCUAAUAAAGCGGCCGGCGUCACGUAUCAUACGUUCCCAAGUAUAGAGUCAAUGCACCAGAAAUGGACCAAGAUAAUCCGGAAGCAGCGAAGAGAUCCAUUCUGGUCGCCUUCGAGACACAGCCGGGUUUGCUCGCAACAUUUCGAGGAGACAGACAAGUAUCUCACGGUAAAAGGCAUAGUCAAACUUAAGAAAACUGCUGUCCCUGCUUUAAAGAUGACUAGCAAGGACGCAGGCAAACUAUUACCGUCGAAAGCCCCGGAAACUUUUCCCUGGCAGGACCCAGACAGCUCUGACCAAGAAGUGAUCAAUGACGAAUGGGUUCCAUUAGUGUCCCGCCUCGAGCAGUGUCGCUUCUGCGGCGACUUCUCCAAAAACUGCCACUACAUCGAUAACAAACCUUACGUCAAUAACAAUAAGACCGAAUUUACCUUGAACGGUAUCUGUGUAAACCUAGACUUUAGUAACGAUCACUUACCAAAGACAGUUUGUAGAGAUUGUGAUGUUAAGUUACAAGAAAUAGCGGAUUUCGUUAAUGUUGUCAAAGCGGCUCAGGAUUCGCUUAUCAAUGUUACUGAUGAAGACGGAAUUCAAGAAGAUGAAAUAACUAGCAAAGAUAUAGAUGAAGAAAAUACUAUAGUUGUUAAAAUUGAAGAUGAGUCACCAACACAUGAACAAGUUGAUGAAAAUGAUGUUGUGCGAGAUGAUAUCAUCAAUACGAAUGAAGCUGAAGUUAUAAAAGUAGCUGAAGACACACUUAAAUCUUUUAAUAAUAAAAGGAAAGUUAAAGUAGAUGUUGAUAGAAAACUGAAGAAAGCUAUAGUCAAUAAAAGACGCAAUAAUAAACAUUCACUUGACAGUGAAGUCAAUAAUGAUGAAAAGCCCGAUUUUAUAGUUGAAGAAAUAGUUGAAAUAGGUCCAACUAGGAUACAAAAGAAACCUAAAGUUAAUACGGAUGGAAUUCAUAAAAUAAAUAUUGAAAUUGAUGUAAAAAAAGAAGCCAAUGAGAAUAAUGAUAUAUGUGAUGUGGAAGUAGAAUCUGAAGUUAGUAGCAACAAAUAUUUAACCUAGUACAACGUAAUAUCGACGCUUAAGAAUCAAUACUGUCUAAGUAACAAAAAUACAAUA